CCCUUGGCACUUCCCAGGGCACUGUCAGGUCCUGUCUUCUCACCAGGAUGAACUCGCUGGUUUCUUGGCAGCUGAUGCUUUUCCUCUGUGCCACCUCCUUCAGGGAGACAUUUGAAAAGGUGGCACCCGUGGAGAAUCCUCUAUCUACAGGCCAGCGGCCCGGAUCCCAGGCCCUCCUGGCCCCGUGGGAGCAGAGCCCGCGAUGCGCGGAGAGAAAGCCCGCCGGGGCCCAGCCCAACGCGCGGGGGGCCUCGCUGUGCCCUCCUCCCGAGAGUGCCGCGGGGCCCCAGCGGCCAGGCCUGUGCGCCCCCCGCAGCCGCCUGAUCCCCGCCCCGCGGGGCGCGGUGCUGGUUCAGCGGGAGAAGGACCUGUCCGCCUACAACUGGAACUCCUUCGGCCUGCGCUACGGGAAGCGGCAGACCGCGCCUCCCGGAAGCGUCCGCGGGGGGCGCUGCGCUUGGCUGAGCGCCAGGUGCGGGAUGGGGGCGGGGGCAUGA
Messenger RNA from Prionailurus viverrinus (fishing cat), 497 nucleotides. It is a transcript of the gene KISS1, whose product is annotated as KiSS-1 metastasis suppressor. The record is from RefSeq and is a predicted model, not a curated record. Gene Ontology annotation, molecular function: kisspeptin receptor binding. Gene Ontology annotation, cellular component: neuron projection. Lineage: Eukaryota; Metazoa; Chordata; Mammalia; Carnivora; Felidae. The transcript has 3 exons. Bases 48 to 497 code for a protein of 149 amino acids. Gene Ontology annotation, biological process: positive regulation of cytosolic calcium ion concentration; G protein-coupled receptor signaling pathway.